This is a messenger RNA of Zingiber officinale, 953 nucleotides long. Its product is annotated as receptor-like protein kinase 5. Gene Ontology annotation, molecular function: ATP binding; protein kinase activity. The record is from RefSeq and is a predicted model, not a curated record. Lineage: Eukaryota; Viridiplantae; Streptophyta; Magnoliopsida; Zingiberales; Zingiberaceae. Bases 117 to 953 code for a protein of 278 amino acids. The transcript is spliced from 2 exons. Gene Ontology annotation, biological process: protein phosphorylation.
UUCAGAAAGUGGACUUCACUGAAGCCAACAUAAUAGGUAAGUUGACAGUGGAUAACCUCAUCGGCAAGGGAGGGUCCGGCGAGGUGUACAGAAUCGACAUCAGCAAUCACACCAGCAUGACGGUGGCCGUGAAGAAAAUUUGGAAUACUGGAAAGACAGACUGGAAGAUGGAGAAGGCCUUCGAGGCUGAAGUCAAGAUCUUGGGUGAAAUCCGGCAUGCAAACAUUGUGAAGUUACUCUGUUGCAUCUCGAAUGCAGACUCCAAGCUCCUUGUCUAUGAGUACAUGGAGAAUGGAAGCCUGGAUCAGUGGCUACACCAGCACAGAGCGAGACCAGACUCCAAGCACAAUGAGCCAUUUAAUUGGCCCAAGAGGUUAGGAAUUGCCAUUGAUGCAGCAAAAGGGUUGUGUUACAUGCACCACCAGUGCCCGACACCAGUCAUUCACCGUGAUAUGAAGUCGAGCAAUAUACUUUUGGAUUCAGAGUUUGGAGCUAAGAUUGCCGACUUUGGCCUGGCACGCAUGCUGCUCAAGGCUGGUGAGCCCGAAUCAGCAUCGGCCAUGGGAGGCACUUUUGGCUACAUGGCUCCAGAGUGUGGCUAUUCAUGGAAGAUCACAAACAAGGUGGACAUUUAUAGCUUUGGGGUAGUCCUCUUGGAGCUGACAACAGGAAGGGAAGCACUGGAUGGUGAUGAACACGAGAGCUUAGCAGGGUGGGCUGCUCGCCACCAAAAGGAAAAUGGCAAUGUAAUGGAACUGAUAGACAAGGACUUGAGUGAUGAUGUUGACUACUUGGAUGACAUAGCGACGGUGCUAAGUCUAGGCAUAGAAUGCACAAACAGGAAUCCUGCCUUCAGGCCUUCCAUGAAGGAUGUAUUGCACGACCUGAUGGAAUGUCACCGAAGGGAUCCUCGUCAAAGGAAAUUCAACAUCCGUACGCUUCUUCAGACGUAG